AUGGCGAGACAGGCUCUGGAGAGUGAUUUGCUAUCUUUGCAUCGUGUGGAGAGUAAUAAUUCUUCACCACGAUGGCAACCUCAGGAGGAAUUUGUCGUCUCUGACGUCUUCAUGCCCCAGACACCUGAACCUGAACAGGCCGAUGAAGCAGACCUUAGCCAGUCCUGGGCAACUGUCGUUAGCGAGAAAACGAGUACCACGAGCAACUUCCGUAUGGUUCCAGGCGAUGUGAGCCCUAUGAGACCGAACCCUAAAAGUGGAGGUCUUAAUUCCGUGAAGAAAAAGAAGAAUAAAAAGAAGAAGCUGCCAAAGGAUACAAAUGCUCUCUCCCAUGCUGUAGAGGCCCCUCAGCCCGGUUCUGAGACAACACCGGCUUAUUUCAAGGAUGGUCGUUCCUCCAUCUCUCCACGGCUUCGCCCAGUGUGUGCUUUCAAAAACAAUUUUGAAUCCAGGCCCCCUUCAUCACAUGGUAUUAGUGCGCUUAGCAUUCAGCUGGACGCGCUUAAUGUUGGAUCUGCCCGGCCUUCAGGGUCCGAAGCUAGUAAGAAAGAUUCGGAAACAUCAAGUUGCGGUAGUGUUAUCUCGGAAAGUGACCACACUGAGAUUCUGACGACAUAUGAAGUUCCAUUGGGAGACGACUUCGUCAGCCUUGACCUUAAUAAUGAAGGACCCAAAGCAAUGGAUGGUGCCGAGAAGAAGGCCAUCCUUAACCGCAAGAUGACCGCUUCUGACUUUGACUCAUUGACCUGCCUUGGAAAGGGAACAUUUGGAACCGUUCUUCUCGUCAAGCAGAAGGCUAACGGAGCCUUGUAUGCCCAAAAGCAGUUUCGUAAGGCUUCUCUUACUGUGCAUAAGAGGCUGGUGGAACAGACCAAGACAGAGCGGGCUAUUCUAGAGAGCGUCAACCGACACCCGUUCGUCGUCAAAUUAUACUAUGCAUUUCAAGACCACGAGAAGCUAUAUUUAAUCCUGGAAUACGCACAGGGAGGAGAAUUAUUCACCCAUCUUGCGAUGGAGCGUAUGUUUUCUGAGGAAACGGCUUCUUUCUAUAUGGCGGAAAUGGUGCUUGCUCUUGAACAUUUGCAUUGCAACGUUGGCGUUAUUUAUCGCGACUUGAAGCCCGAGAACUGCCUGUUGGACGCGGAUGGCCAUCUUCUUCUUACGGAUUUCGGCCUAAGCAAGGUCGCCGUCGACGAUGAUGACCGGUGCAACUCUUCACUCGGAACCAUAGAGUAUAUGGCACCUGAAGUUAUCAUGGGCAAGCCAUAUGGCAAAGCUUGUGACUGGUGGUCUUUGGGAGCCUUGGGAUUUGAUCUCCUUACCGGCUCGCCUCCCUUCAAAGGUAACAAUCAUGCCAAAAUCACGGAAAAGAUCUUGAAGCAGAAACUGGUACUUCCGUACUUCCUUGGCCCUGAUGCAAAAGACCUUCUCACGCGUCUUCUUCGCAAAGAGCCACAGAAACGCCUGGGGUAUCAUACAUCCAAGGACAUCCGCACCAUUAAGUCACAUCGAUUCUUUAGGAAAAUCGACUGGAAGGCCUUGGAAAAACGUGAGUUGGAGCCUCCGAUAAAGCCUGUGGUGACGGAUCCAGCCCUGGCUGAGAACUUUUCCCACGAUUUCACUUCGCUACCUCUUAGUCCUGUCGUAACGACUAAGUCCGGGCCAUUUUUAAGUGCCGAAGACGCAAUGGACGUUGACGGCGAGGGCGCCACCGAUAGCGAAAUGGGAGGUACCCAGCCUUCCGAGGAUCCUUUUGGUGGGUUCAGCUUCGUAGCACCGAGUAGUCUUCUUGAGAGUGGUCUUGCCAUUGGAAACAUGAAGUGGUAG
Trichophyton rubrum CBS 118892 is the source of this 1827-nucleotide messenger RNA. RefSeq names its product AGC/RSK protein kinase. The coding region runs from base 1 to 1827 and encodes 608 amino acids. Gene Ontology annotation, molecular function: protein serine/threonine kinase activity; ATP binding. The transcript has a single exon. The record is from RefSeq and is a predicted model, not a curated record. NCBI's taxonomy places the organism in Eukaryota, Fungi, Ascomycota, Eurotiomycetes, Onygenales, Arthrodermataceae. Gene Ontology annotation, biological process: protein phosphorylation.